Molecule: messenger RNA, 1645 nt
Organism: Impatiens glandulifera
Lineage: Eukaryota; Viridiplantae; Streptophyta; Magnoliopsida; Ericales; Balsaminaceae
Product: arabinosyltransferase RRA3-like
Exons: 2
Coding region: 151-1443 (430 amino acids)
Biological process (GO): root hair cell development
Molecular function (GO): glycosyltransferase activity
Source: RefSeq, a predicted model, not a curated record
AUCAAUAAGGGAGAGAGAGAGGCAUCUUCUUCCCUAUCAGUCUCCACGACUCGGCAUCGUCUUUCUGCAUCUCCCAUGGUUGAAUUGAGAAGCUCAGACAACAAAACCUAAUAAUAGUUCUAAGGAUUGAUUGUUAAAGGGGAGAUACUUAUGGCGGGUCGCAGAGAGGGAUCUUUGAUGCGAGAGAGAAGCAGUCAAUCACUUCGCGGAUCGCGUAUUAUAGUAGCUAUUGCGGUAGGUGUUGUACUCGGUUGCAUUUGUGCUUUCUUAUAUCCUCACGGAUUCUUCGCUUCCGAUCGUAGACUCUCAAACUCCAAUCUCCAGGUUGAAUCAUCAUCAUCAUGUGAAUCGGGGGAAAAAAUAAACAUGCUUAAGUCAGAUAUCAUGAGGUUAUCUGAAAAGAACCUAGAAUUGAACAAAGAAAUUAGGGAUCUGAAGGAAAAAUCACGAUUAGCAGAACAAGAGAAAGAUAAUGCUCAAAAGCAGUUUAUGGUAUUAGGGGAGCAACAUAAAGCCGGUCCAUUCGGUACAGUUAAAGGAUUAAGAACUAAUCCAUCUGUUCUCCCUGACGAAUCUGUAAACCCUAGACUUGCAAAAAUCCUUGAAGAUGUUGCAGUUGGAAAAGAACUAAUAGUCGCCAUCGCCAAUUCAAACGUCAAAUCAAUGUUGGAGCUCUGGUUCACCACCAUAAAAAACGUAGGCAUACCGAAUUACUUAGUGGUGGCGUUGGACGAUGGAAUUUCCGACUUCUGCAAAUCCAACGAUGUCCCAUUCUACCAGAGAGAUCCGGAUGUAGGAAUCGAUACAGUUGCAAAGACGGGAUCUAAUCAUGCUGUCUCCGGACUGAAGUUUAGAAUCCUGAGAGAAUUCUUACAGCUCGGUUACAGCGUCCUGCUGUCGGAUAUCGAUAUAGUUUAUCUUCAGAACCCGUUUGACCAUCUUCAUCGCGAUUCUGAUGUGGAAUCGAUGACUGACGGGCAUAACAACAUGACUGCGUACGGUUACAACGACGUGUUUGAUGAACCGUCAAUGGGUUGGGCACGAUACGCACAUACCAUGCGUAUAUGGGUUUAUAAUUCGGGUUUCUUUUACAUAAGACCGACCAUCCCUUCAAUCGAGCUUUUGGACAGAGUUGCCGACCGUUUGUCAAAAGAACCAAAAUCUUGGGACCAGGCUGUGUUUAAUGAAGAACUGUUUUAUCCGUCGCAUAAUGAAUACAUUGGAUUAUACGCAUCCAAGAGGACUUUGGAUUUCUACAAGUUUAUGAACAGUAAGGUGUUGUUCAAAACGGUUAGGAAGGAUGAUAGGUUAAAGAAAUUGAAGCCUGUGAUUGUUCAUGUAAAUUAUCACCCAGAUAAGUAUCCGAGAAUGAAAGCCAUUAUCGAGUUCUUCGCCAAUGGUAAGGAAGACGCGCUCAAUUCGUUCCCAGAUGGUUCUGAUUGAAGAAACUGGUUUAGGGGGAGGAGAGUUAGAGACCGGACAUUUUGUAUUGAUUCUCUAGUUUCUUUGUGCUGGUUUGAACUCUGUUUAUUUAUUUUUACUUUUUUUUUUUUGAAUCUGUUCUCAUUUGUCUACGAAUUUCACAAUGAUGAUUGAUGAAUCUGUUGUAUAACAUGCAAGAAUAUAUGUUCUCAUUUUGUUAUAA